UGUACCAAUUAAAAAAGGCGUUUCGUCGAGUUUUUAAGGCCAUGUAAUAAUUCGAAAACCACUAUUAUAUUUAAUCACUUGCUUAGAGUUGAACUGGAAACACAACGGUAGACAAGCUUUUAGUGAAUUGCAAAUUCGUAUCUUCAGAUAGAUUUCCGCCGUUUGUUUUCAGGCGGGCUGCGCAUCACCUCACAUCACAACAACAUGCCUCUUACACAAAUACAGACUUUCUAGGUGCCCUUUAUGUUUUUAACUUAAAGUUUUUUGAUUGGUGGUUGUUCGCUGCAUAACUUUCAGUAUAUAGUACAAAAGGUUGUAGAAAAAUACUGCAGUAGUGUCAGUGUUUGGUUGUGUAACGUUAUUCAUAGCGCAAAAAGUGCGAUUUUAUUCUUUCUUUUUGAUCUAAAUUAUGGACCGGCCUUCCAGAAAUAGGAAAGCUGUAGACUACUCAGUCUUCCAAGACAAUGACGAUGAGGACUUUGCCUGUGAGAAACCUCCUCCCAAAAAAGCUCGAACAGCUGUCAGAGACCUUGAUUCAGAAAGCAACCGCAAGUCUACAAGUGCAUCUCCAAAUGAAGUUGUUGAUCUCACCAGCUCAGGAAGCAAAAAGAGGACGUUUCUGGAUGAUAAACUUUAUGAAAGAGAUUUGGAGGCAGCUUUAACUUUGUCAUUGCUGGACUCUUCAAGAACACAAGACGGAGAGCCUACAACCAAAACAGAAGAUUGUGACGCGUCUCAGCCUGUUCAAUGCUCUCCACCUGUUCUGAUACACUGCAGUGCUGAUGGAAGCCAAUUUGUAGGUGACAGUCAUCCCCAUCCAGAUUGUCCUCCAGUGCUGUCAAACUGUAGCAUUGAUGACAGAAGUUUAGGUAAAGCAGGACUGAAUCUGAUCAGCGUGGACGCCUCCCCUCCCAGUGUUUCCAAACAGACUGAAGCCUCAGAAAAGCAGAGAAAACCACUAAAGAAGAAGGACAACAAAGACGAUGAGGACUACCAGCUGCAAAACACCCCAGAUUCAGAGAGUGAUGCAGACUUCACUGAAGAAGAGGAAAGUGAAGACGAGACAUUCACAAUGAAGAAGAAAAAGGUGGUGAAACAAAAGACAGAACAAAAGGCCCCACCUCCUGUGAAGGACAAGAAGGAAAAGAAAGAGAAAAAGCCCACGAAAGCUAAAAGCUCGGCUCCCAGCCCAACGCUAUGUCGAAGUCCAGCUGCUCCUGUGUCUGGACUGAAGAAGACGCCCAAUACUCCACCUGUCUCUAAACCUGCACUCUGCUCCAGUCCUGCAGGGGGCAGACUGCCUAAGUGGAAUCCCCCUGGUCUGGUUGGCCGAAUUCCCGGUGCAUCCCAGAAUGCAUCUGUGAAGUCUCCUGGACAGGGGCUGCGCUUAGGACUUUCCCGUCUGGCUCGAGUCAAACCCCUUCACCCUAAUGCUGCUGUGAAUUAAACAGACUAAACAAACAAUGUAAUGAGAAGCUGCACAGCGCUUUUUGGGAACACUUAAUCCAUCUUUAGGUUUCCAUGGCAGAAAAGAAAUGGUAAAAAUGGUCUAUUUUCUGACAUUUUUCCAUAAUUUUAAGGCCUUUCAUCCCUCACUUACAGUAAUAUGUAGGGAAUAAAUUACUUUUUGUUGUCACUGUAAUAUUUUUGAAUGUUUUUGUGUGGUGUUUUAGCUUUGUAAAUAUGCACUUUUUGAUGAACAUUAAAGACUGUGUAAUAUGUUAAAA
Molecule: messenger RNA, 1727 nt
Organism: Megalobrama amblycephala (Wuchang bream)
Lineage: Eukaryota; Metazoa; Chordata; Actinopteri; Cypriniformes; Xenocyprididae
Product: RAD51-associated protein 1-like
Exons: 10
Coding region: 410-1447 (345 amino acids)
Biological process (GO): interstrand cross-link repair; double-strand break repair via homologous recombination
Molecular function (GO): single-stranded DNA binding; double-stranded DNA binding
Source: RefSeq, a predicted model, not a curated record